Messenger RNA from Patiria miniata (bat star), 882 nucleotides. RefSeq names its product alpha-protein kinase vwkA-like. The record is from RefSeq and is a predicted model, not a curated record. Gene Ontology annotation, molecular function: ATP binding; protein serine/threonine kinase activity. The transcript has a single exon. The coding region runs from base 1 to 882 and encodes 293 amino acids. NCBI's taxonomy places the organism in Eukaryota, Metazoa, Echinodermata, Asteroidea, Valvatida, Asterinidae. Gene Ontology annotation, biological process: protein phosphorylation.
AUGGGCAGUUAUCAAAGCAACAGUUGCCACCCUAUCGAGGGAACGAAUAGGUGGGUGGAGUUCGAGAACGACUGGUUUGCUGAGGGCCGGUCACGGCGAGCUUACCGGGGCACCUAUAAGGGCGAUUGGCGCGUGGAGGGGAAGAAAUGUGUGGUGAAAAUCUACAAAGAAGUGUGGUGCGAAAGGAUAGGAGAGUUGGCUUACAAGGCCGAUAUCCGCGCGUCGGAAAGAGCUCAAGAGAUGGCCAGGGCAUUCAACCAAAUGUACCCAUCUAUCGAAUCCAUCGAGUUCAUCCAACCGGAGAUCUCGAAAAUUAACUCAUCUUCCGCCUUCAUGUUCCUUGGCUUUAUUCCGUUCCAUAAGAAAGUCAAAGGCAAGCGGGCGAGCUCCAAAGACACUUCUACGGAGAUGAUCCCUGAGGGGGACACCGUAGCAAUCGAGAAAUACCUCAGGGGCAAGUUCACCAGCUUUCUGAGCAACUCCGGGUACGAGACAGUACCGAGCGCAGUGCCAGCAGCAUUCAGUCACUUCACCUUCCACCAUUCCCACGGGAAAAUCCUAGUGUGCGAUCUGAAAGGAGUUCGUGAGGACCACGGCUACGUGUUCACCGACCCCGCCAUCCACAGCAGUAUAUCCGCCUUCCAGUACGGCUUCUUCGGCCCCACCGACCUGGGAGACAUCGGCAUGAUCAAGUUCUUCCAAAACCACAAAUGCAACGACUUAUGCAGCCGGUUUCUUCAGCCCGUCCUGGAGAGUGUGAUGCCACGCCACGAAAGCCUGGCAAGACACAUUGGAGAUAGCAAUGCAACAGUGUUUAAUUGCGAACUACUUCGACGAUGCGAAACAGCCACAUAUGAGUUAUCAUCAUUAGCAAUAUCGUGA